AUGGGAAAGCCAGGUCUCAGCAAUGUGUAUGUGAUCAGCGGCUUAACGACCAUCGGUGGUCUUAUUCAGGGUUUCGAUGUGUCCAGCAUGUCCGCGAUAAUUGGCACUGAUGAGUAUAAGAAAUACUUCAACAAGCCAGAUGCAGUUCUUCAAGGUGGGAUCACGGCUAGUAUGGCUGGUGGCUCUUUGCUGGGAUCUCUUCUAUCUUCGUGGACGAGUGACCGAUUUGGUCGUCGUGAUUCCCUUUUCAUCGCAUGUAUCAUUUGGCUGAUCGGGUCAACAUUAAUGUGCGCCGUACAGAAUGUUGCCAUGCUAAUCGUGUCGCGAAUCUGCAAUGGCUUUGCAGUGGGAAUGUUAACCAGCCAAGGCCCCAUUCUUAUCGCAGAGAUCAGUUUGCCUCGCCAGCGUGGACGGCUGCUUUCGUUGCAACAAUGGAUGAUUACCUGGGGCAUCUUGAUAAUGUAUUUCAUCAGCUACGGCGCGUCAUUCAUGGGAAACAAUGGGGUGUUUCGCCUUCCAUGGGGCCUUCAGAUGAUCCCGGCUAUUGUGCUACUGGGUUGUCUUCCUAUGAUACCCCGGUCACCUCGCUGGCUCGCAUCCCAAGAUCGAUGGGAAGAAGCUACGGAAGUUCUCGCUCGCCUACAUGGCUCUGGUAAUGCUCUUGACCCUGUUGUCGUGGCGCAGAUCCGGGAAAUUCGGGAAAAGAUUGAUUUGGAACGGCAGUAUAAGAGCACAUCAUGGUGGGAAUUAUUCAACCGCCGCAACAUCAUUCGAGUACACUGCGCUAUCUUCACACACGUAUGGUCCCAGAUGUCCGGCACCAACGCAAUGAUGUAUUACAUCGUCUAUAUUUUCCAGAUGGCUGGUCUUACUGGAAAUGCCACACUUCUCUCGGCCUCCAUACAGUACAUUAUCAACGUCGUCAUGACAUUACCCGCUCUCAUAUUUAUUGAUCGUCUUCCUCGACGUCGCCUUUUUAUUUUCGGCGCACUCGCAAUGGGUAUCCUUCAGUUCACACAGGCAGGUCUGAUGGCUUCUUACGGCCACCCCGUGCCAGGUGGCUUGGCAAAAUCACCAACUGUGACAUGGAAAGUCACGAAUUCAAAGGCCUCAAAAGCAAUCAUUGCAUGCUCUUAUCUUUUCAUUGCAUCUUAUGCACCUACAUGGGGCCCUCUUGGCUGGGCCUACCCUCCUGAGAUCAUUCCGCUCUACAUCCGUAGCAAAGCCGUAUCUCUGGCAACCUUCUUCAACUGGGCAUGCAACUUCGCCCUGACCUUCUUCACCCCUCCAGCAUUCGAACAUAUCCAGUGGAAGAUUUACUGUGUAUUUGGCACGUUUUGCAUUACCGCUUCAAUCCAUGUAUUCUUUCUCUUUCAGGAAACAUGUGGCAAGUCUCUGGAAGAGAUUGAUGUCAUGUUCGAAAGGGAGAGCAUUUGGGCGUACAAAACCGACAAGAAAACCAGUCGGUUGAUCAUGGAUAUUGAACAAGCCAAGGAGGACUUGGCUGUUGGAAAGAUCGGGAUAAGCGAUAUCAAGGGUCCAGAGCCUUCAUGA
Penicillium verhagenii is the source of this 1554-nucleotide messenger RNA. RefSeq names its product sugar porter family MFS transporter. Gene Ontology annotation, biological process: carbohydrate transport; transmembrane transport. The record is from RefSeq and is a predicted model, not a curated record. Bases 1 to 1554 code for a protein of 517 amino acids. Gene Ontology annotation, cellular component: membrane. Gene Ontology annotation, molecular function: carbohydrate:proton symporter activity. The transcript is spliced from 7 exons. NCBI's taxonomy places the organism in Eukaryota, Fungi, Ascomycota, Eurotiomycetes, Eurotiales, Aspergillaceae.